This is a messenger RNA of Pogona vitticeps (central bearded dragon), 1086 nucleotides long. Its product is annotated as protein NKG7. NCBI's taxonomy places the organism in Eukaryota, Metazoa, Chordata, Lepidosauria, Squamata, Agamidae. Gene Ontology annotation, cellular component: plasma membrane. The record is from RefSeq and is a predicted model, not a curated record.
UGGUCUUUCUCCUUGCUUUUCUCUCUUCUUCUUAUUCUUUGAGGCGCUGACAUUUUCUGAACCACCAGGUGCUGCCAUAGUUGGAGAUAUCCGUCAAAGAAGAGAAGGGACUGUAACUGAUUGUUCCCGUGGCGCUGUCUGUUCAGAUCCCACCAUGAAUGUCCUGCAGAUGUGCUCAGCGAUCUGCUCUUUUGUCAGCCUCCUCCUGCUCCUCAUUUCCCUUGGCUCAGACUACUGGGUGGUAAAUGGCACUGUGCAUGCGGGUCUGUGGAACUUUUGCGUCUCAAGUGUGUGCAGUCCAUUUGGAAUGGACGUGGCAGCUGGGGACCACGCCACUCGAGCAUUUAUGCUGCUAGGGAUGAUCGCUGGCGCUGUCUCUUUCUUUGGUAUUUGCGCCUCAUUCUUUAAAUCUCAAGUCGGCUCCAUGUCCCUGAUCAAGACUUCAGCUGACGUCAGUAUUGUUGCAGCUAUUUGUGCCAUGAUCGCCAUGUCCGUCUUCACAGGAUUAUCAUCUGGUUCACGUGGUUUUUAUGGAUGGUCUUUUGGCUUGGGAUGGGCCUCAUUUCCUCUCUUCCUGAUAACAGGUGUGCUGGCUUACCUAUCACGAACUCUAUCGCCAGAAUGAUUGUAAUGGAAAGGUGCUGAGGCCUUUUGAGAUGACACCCCAAGCUCUUCUAUUGGAACGGUGGACGCAUGGAGAGAAGCCACAGUAGAACUGAACUCUAUUUGGAAGAGACUGUAUCUCCAAGAGGCUCCUGAUUACGAAGGCAGCAAUUUAGAAUUUGGAACCACAGAGGUUGAUAGCCACAAUUUUACAGAAGUGAAUCUGCUCCUGGUUUUCCUUUUUUCUUCUUCUUGACCCUGUACAUGUGUACAGGAAUGGUGUGGUGGAUACACUCCCUGCAAUUGGUUCAGCACCUUGGAAAGCUCCUUUAAAGUUUUUAGUAAAACCAGGAAUGGAUUCCCUUCUCCUGCAUCUUUGGGCUCACCAGCCUGCUUCUGGUCCCAGACAGACCUGUUGUUCAGUCAAUGAAGCUACUCUUCUCUCCCCCCCCCCAUUUUUCCUUUGAGUGAGUUCUUCUGAGA